CUCAGGAAGCAGCGGUUCUUAUUUUAUGUUUUGUAGCGACUGAAACGGGAAGGCGGCUGAUAUUUUUGGGAGGGUCGGGUAGACAGCUAAAGGCGGUUAAAUAUUUUCUAAUAUUUUUAGGUUAGGUUGCUGCCAGCGACAGAAGAGCUUUGUUAUGGUUUUGGCGUUGAUACCGGUGAUGUUUACUGUUCAUCCUCAUAGGUCUCUGACGGACAGCCAAUAUUAACUGGUUCCACCAGCCCGAAACUGCCUAAAUAUUAGGCACAGACCGGAUUAUUUUACAUAUUUUUUCCCCUCAUAUUGCUGUGUGCUGGCGGCACGCCAAUAAUUGACUCUGGAGCAGGACACGGAGGAUAGCAUGGCCAUGACGGGAGGGACGGCAGCUGCCCUUCCCAUGAGCAACCACACCCGGGAGAGGGUGACCGUGGCCAAGCUGACACUGGAGAACUUCUACAGCACCCUGCUCACGCAGCACGAGGAGCGGGAGAUGAGGCAGAAGAAGCUGGAGAAGGCCAUGGAAGAGGAGGGUUUGCCUGACGAGGAGAAAGUGAUGCGGCGCUCGCAACACGCCCGUAAGGAGACGGAGUUUCUGCGUCUGAAGAGGACGCGGCUCGGCUUGGACGACUUCGAAUCUCUAAAGGUUAUCGGAAGGGGAGCUUUUGGAGAGGUCCGUUUGGUGCAGAAGAAGGACACAGGACACAUUUACGCCAUGAAGAUCCUGAGGAAAGCAGACAUGCUGGAGAAAGAGCAGGUGGCUCAUAUCCGCGCGGAGAGGGACAUCCUGGUGGAGGCGGACAGCGCCUGGGUGGUCAAGAUGUUCUACAGCUUCCAGGACAAGAGGAACCUCUACCUCAUCAUGGAGUUCCUGCCUGGAGGCGACAUGAUGACGCUGCUCAUGAAGAAGGACACCCUGUCGGAAGAGGCCACGCAGUUCUACAUCGCAGAGACGGUCCUCGCCAUCGACUCCAUCCACCAGCUGGGCUUCAUCCACAGAGACAUCAAACCUGACAACCUGCUACUGGACUCCAGGGGUCACGUGAAGUUGUCUGACUUUGGGCUGUGCACCGGACUGAAGAAGGCUCAUCGCACGGAGUUUUACAGGAACCUGACGCACAACCCACCCAGUGAUUUCUCUUUCCAGAACAUGAACUCAAAGAGGAAAGCAGAAACCUGGAAGAAGAACAGGAGACAGCUGGCUUAUUCCACUGUGGGAACGCCAGACUAUAUCGCUCCUGAAGUGUUCAUGCAGACAGGGUACAACAAGCUCUGUGAUUGGUGGUCUCUGGGUGUCAUCAUGUAUGAAAUGCUCAUCGGUUACCCGCCUUUCUGCUCGGAGACGCCACAGGAGACCUACAGGAAGGUCAUGAACUGGAAGGAAACGCUCGUCUUCCCACCUGAAGUCCCCAUCUCAGAGAAGGCCAAAGACUUGAUUUUAAGGUAUUGCACUGAUGCGGAGAACAGAAUCGGAGCUGUGAGCGUAGAGGAGAUCAAGAGUCAUCCAUUCUUUGAGUCAGUGGACUGGGAACACAUCAGGGAGCGACCGGCAGCCAUUUCUAUCGAAAUCAAAAGUAUUGAUGACACUUCAAACUUUGACGACUUCCCUGAAUCAGACAUCCUUCAGCCAGCCAAUGCAACAGAGCCUGACUUCAAAUCAAAGGACUGGGUGUUCCUGAACUACACGUACAAACGGUUCGAGGGCCUGACUCAGCGAGGCACCAUCCCCACGUACAUGAAGGCAGGAAAGGCCUGACACGCUCAAGGAAAGCAAACACAGAGACGUUUAACGGACACAGGGUCGGGCCGCCGAGCCCCCGCCGGUUCUGACGGGCCACGCCGGUGCCGCGACGCACCGUCGGCCCCUCGGUCUAAACGUAACCAUCGUCACAAGCUAUUUAGGUCAGCUCUGCCGCCAAGAAAACGCCCCACUGGAAGGAGCUGGGAAACGACGGAGCGUCGCCGCAUUACCUCGGUUGUUUAUAUUUCACGUGUGCUGUCUCUAGCCAUAGCUCUCGGGCCAGCUCUUUAACUAGGACACUAAUUAAGCGUAUCUGCAUGUUCAGCUUAAAAGUUGAUGGCAGGAAUGGGGCUUGAAUACAAAUCCCUGCUUUCUGCAUCCUCACAUUGAUAGUUGAUACACUGGCGGUUACAUUAACACAGCUGCAAACUGACGUCCGCUUAGAAGCUCUCAGCACUGUAAUCAAAGUCUGGGUGACCGAAGAGAACCAGAACUACUGAAGCACACAUGCUGCUGUGCUGUACGGAGAAUUCCAGCACGAUUUCCAAUGAGUUUUAUAGCUCCGACCCGAAGCAAGCUCCGUUUUUUAAUUUUGAUAUUGAUGUUCGGUUUGUCGCCGCCUGCUGUUGCAGCGUAGAUAUGAAAGUUUUAUUAAUCGUAAUCUCACAUUCGGUUUAGACUGAAGACAUCUUGAGUUGUCUGUAUAUUGUGAGUUUCACCUUUUUAUCUUCUGUUUGGGGUUUAAUUGAGCGUCCUCUGUUUAAGAUAUGUAAUAUCUGAGGAUGGAUAUCAAAAAAGUAAGAGCAUCACACUCGUGGUAUAAUAUUUUAGGAAUGAGCAAACACCCAAAUCCUGCUGGAAUCCUCCUUUAUAAAGGUGGGACACUGGCAUAGGUUAAAUAGUGUAACUCCCUGCAAAGCAACAAGACGGAACUUGUAAUUCUUCUGCUUAGCAUCUGUCGGCGUGAGGCAUUGCCAAAUAGCUCUGUGUCCUUUUAAGAUGUAAAACAGUCAACUUAAUGAGCCGCAGGCCCAGCCUCUUGCUUCUUAAGUCAACAUAACAUGCAAAAGUGCCUUUUUAAGUAGCUAGAUGUAUCACUGUAGUUUAAGAAACAUUAAUUAGGAGGCAUUCAUUAAGAUUAGCUUAGCAUAAAGCUGAUUGAUUUUGAGAGAACGGUAAAGGGGCAGCUUGAAUUAUAUGUAUAACAAAAAGCAAAUAUAUAAGCUGGUGUCUUUUAGGCGAUUUAUGAGGGUUGUGAUAAUACAAAGGCAGGUUUUUAUGGACGAGAUAAUAAAACAGGAGACUCUUUAAGCAGUAAAAAAUGGAACUAAAAUAGGUCAAAAACAGCAUAAGAGUGCUCUCUCUAGGUUUGGAGUUUUAAAUUUUUCAUUUUAUGUCCAUCGUAGGAUGCGUUUUAUCACUUUUUUUUUUUUUUAUCCCUCUCACAAGCACGUAAAUGAACAAAACACUCCCUGUAAAGCAGGUCUUUAACCAUGAAGUCUCAGAAGGGGAGACUCUGCUCAUCACAUGCCGUGGUUCGAAUGUAGCCGUCGCUUAUUAACAGGAAACCACCCUUGAAAAGGAAGUCAUUUCCAUUUACUAAAUCUAAACUUCUAAAGCAAAAUGUGUGCGUGAGCAGUGACAUUUCUUAGAUGUCUGCUAAGAGUUCUAAGAGUAAAUGUAUAAUCGGAAAGAUUCCCAGGAAUCCCUAUGUUAGCUGUUUCUAAAGGUCUCUGCUAGAAAAGUAGUUCUUCAGCAUUCUGAUCAUUUCUCUGUACUGUAAUACCCCCGUGUUGAUUCUUUUCUUACAUUUUCCAUGUAAGUAAUUUAUUUGUCGAGCUACAAAUGCCUUGGCCGACUACACUCGAAAAUGCUACCCUCAUCAGUCCAAAAGGCAAAUAUUUGUAUAUUUUUGUGUUAUUUAUGCUGCUAGUGUUUUUUUUAAAUGUAUAAAUUGGAUUUUUCUUUUUGCAGACAUUCACUGUAUUUUAAUUGGCUGUGUUUUAUGUGAAAUCGUACCCGCUGAUGUAAACAACAAACAGAAAAAAAGUUCAGAAUCCUAUGCACGUCCGUGGACAUCUCUUAUGGGUAAUAAGGUUAGCGAGCCCUUUUUUUUUUAGUCAAAAGCCACAAAAAUUGCCAUAAAUUAGUUUAUAGAUGAUGUGAUUAUUAAGGAGUGGUGGAUUCAGGAGGAGAGAGAGUGAGUUUUACCAGCCAGUUGCUGGAGCAUCCAACAAUCUGGAACAGUGGAGGAAGGUCACCAGACACAGUGAGUGCUUUGUGCAGGUAACUGAUUGGAGGUUGCAUUGGGUGUUUGCUUCGAACCAGGUGGUUGUACUGUGCAAGUUCCCAGCAAUACCACAGAGUAGCCCUAAACUGAGAGUGUGGUGGGUCACCACACUCUCUGUGAAGGUUCCAAACACCCAAGAUGGACCACAACACCAUAAAUGUAGGGUUAGGAGAUCCACAGCGCAUAACUUAAGGUUCUCUCUGGUAAUGUUUUGAUGGAACCAGACAGGAACAUCAUACUCCUGCCUGUCUUCCCCAAGAUGUCACCCUUCUACGCUAGAACUUGACUGUAUGCUGAGAAAGUAAUUCAGCCAUUUGAUUCAGUUGUGUUGGACCUGGGACACAUCUAGAUGUUGCAGGACACCAGGCCAUAGAGGGCUGGAGUUUGACAAACCUGUUCUGUCAUGAUGAGGUCCUAGCUAGGCCUCCCUAAAUGGACAUGUUUUGGAUCACCUUGGAUACCUCUUGAAUCUUGGGUUGACUUGCCAAUGAAGACAUUGGCCAUGUUUUGGACUUGAUGACUAAUGUUGCCAUGGAACCAGCUGUGGGACAGUACUGCCAACUCUUUGAUCUGAUAUCAAAAUCAUUGCAUGACCUUUCGAAACAUGACUUUUUCUUCCAUUGCCACUCUGUUUGUGUCAUGUUUAAAGAAAUAAUCCUGCCAUUCGAAAUCUUACUACUGCACAUGAAUGGAGAAACUAGAGUAAACAGAUUGGCUCAACAUAUUUAAACUAUUUUGAUCUUCUAGGAAGGUACGCUGACAGGGGGGUCUAAUCAUUUGUUGAAAUUGAUAAACGUAGACAUGGCAUCCAAUGUGUUCUCCAUCUGUUCAUGUCUUUCAAAUGACACAAAAUCUGUUUGUAGGAAUUUCUGUUCAAACUUAAGUGUCAAUGCAAAGCUUGGUGACAACACUGUGGCUGUGUGAAUGGCUGAUGAAUUCCAAGACUGCCUUUGAUCGAUAACAGAAAAGGUUUUAAAUGUUACUGAAACAAUCUCAAACUAGAAAAUUCAAACCUCUUGGCCAGUAUUUGGUAGUUUCCCACAGAUGUGUCGAAGUCAGAAACAAAACCUGCUUUCAGAAAACUCCAGAGAAAUAGUGACGCGACUUGAAGACUGACUAGGAAAGGGACAAUUGUUCAUGAAGUGGAUGAUCUCCUUUUGUGUUGUGAGGUGAAGUGUCUCACUGUUUAGUGUCAAAUGUCUGCUUUGUGCUAGGAUCGACGGUGUUUGUUUUAUUUAUCAUGAAGAAGAAAAACGGAGGGUGAAUAGUUGCGAUGCGUGCUAUAUUUCACUUUAUACAGCCACACUUGACUUGAAAUCCACUGCGGCGUCACUUUAACUAAAGGGAUUUUUCAACGAGGUAGUAAAAGGUUCAGGAAAAUGUUUCUUAUUUAUCAAGCGAGACAAUUCAUUUGCCUCGUUUGGACCAAACCAGUUUACUGCCGAGUAACAAACAGUCGUCGGCAGAUUAUUAAAGGGUAAUGCUGCAUGUUUCGUUUUGCCAAGAGACAAUGAGCGCAACUAUAUCGUGUGGUAAAAUCAACAUAAAAGCCGAAAAGGUGAAUGAUCUGUAUUCCCCUCCCUGUUGAAGGAAGAUUCCCCGGUUCCACGGCUCAGAACUGUGUUAAGAUGCGGUAGAAACCUGGAAGGCUACUGUCUGUAGAGGAGAGAAGGGGAUGCUCAUUAAUAUAUUCAUUCAUGUUGCUGAGUUGUUUUUUUUUUUUAUGUUGAUACACUGCUCAGAAAUAAUAAAA
Messenger RNA from Xiphophorus hellerii (green swordtail), 5778 nucleotides. Its product is annotated as serine/threonine-protein kinase 38-like. Lineage: Eukaryota; Metazoa; Chordata; Actinopteri; Cyprinodontiformes; Poeciliidae. The record is from RefSeq and is a predicted model, not a curated record. Gene Ontology annotation, molecular function: ATP binding; protein serine/threonine kinase activity. The transcript has 14 exons. Bases 359 to 1750 code for a protein of 463 amino acids. Gene Ontology annotation, biological process: protein phosphorylation.